Coregonus clupeaformis (lake whitefish) is the source of this 4183-nucleotide messenger RNA. Its product is annotated as UV excision repair protein RAD23 homolog B-like. Gene Ontology annotation, molecular function: ubiquitin binding; damaged DNA binding; polyubiquitin modification-dependent protein binding. Gene Ontology annotation, cellular component: cytosol; nucleoplasm. Gene Ontology annotation, biological process: nucleotide-excision repair; proteasome-mediated ubiquitin-dependent protein catabolic process. NCBI's taxonomy places the organism in Eukaryota, Metazoa, Chordata, Actinopteri, Salmoniformes, Salmonidae. The record is from RefSeq and is a predicted model, not a curated record. The transcript has 10 exons. The coding region runs from base 251 to 1705 and encodes 484 amino acids.
AUAUUGGGUAAACCAUCACAUGCACAUGCCAUCGAUGGGUGGAAUUUAGAUUCACGAGGUACAGCCCCUAGCAGUACGUCUUGUCUCAGGCCACAAGUAGAUGGCGUCUGACUACACUACAACACAACCAAUACAGCAAGAUAGCUGAGUCACAUAACUAGGUAGGCUACUGUGGAAAAAGCAACAAUACAGAAACGGGUGUGAACACGGCUAUAGAAGCGCCUGGCAAUUAUCGGGAAUCGUCUUGAAGAUGUUGUCCAUAACGUUGAAGACUCUUCAGCAGCAAACGUUUAAAAUCGAAAUAGAUCCAGAACUAACGGUAAAAGCCCUGAAGGAGAAGAUUGAGGUUGAGAAAGGGAAGGUUGGCUAUCCAGCCGCAGGGCAGAAGCUCAUUUAUGCAGGCAAAAUCUUGAAUGAUGACAUACCUCUAAAAGACUACAAAAUUGAUGAGAAAAACUUUGUGGUGGUCAUGGUUACAAAGCCCAAACCUCCAGCUCCUCCACAGAUUUCUCCUCAGGCAACCGCAGCCCCUGCCUCUACCCCUGCUCCUGCCCUUGCACCUCCUGUUGUUUCUGGGCUGUCCCUAUCAGACAUUGCCUGUCCUACUUCCUCUCCUGCCCCCAUGGAGAUCUCAACCCUCUCCCCUACACCCACACCCGCCCCUGCCUCAAACCCCACCAAAUCAGUGGAGCCCUCCACACCCCCGUCCCCUGCACCAGACCCUGCUUCUAUUCCCCCUGCAGCUCUGGGGGCCAGUGCAGCUUCAGCUCCAGCCGCAGCAGCAUGCCCCGUCCCUGUCUCCCCCUCAGAGGACAAGCCUCACGAGGAGCACCCUGAACAGACCCUCGCCACAACACCAGCCCUCUCCUCCUCUAGCCUUGUUGAUGACUUAAGUCUCUUGGAAGAAGCAGCAUCAAUACUGGUGACAGGACAAGCGUAUGAGAAUCUGGUGUCUGAAAUCAUGUCUAUGGGAUAUGAAAGGGAGCAGGUUAUUGCAGCGCUGCGAGCCAGUUACAACAACCCAGACAGAGCCGUGGAGUACCUGCUAAUGGGGAUUCCGUCCGAGGCUGACCUUCCGCCAGCGGAAGCGCUUCAACCCACAGCUCCGGUCAACCCCACUGCCCUAGCUCCUGCCCCAGCUCCUGCCCCAGCAUCUGCUCCAGCCACAGAUAUAGCCCAGCCCCCACCAGCAGCCACCACAGACGCAGUGUCUUCAACCCAGCAGCUCCCCUCGUCUGGUGGGCUGACUGGUGUGCUUUCUGGUGGGCUAACUGGUGGGCUUACUGGUGGGCUUACUGGUGGAGGUACUGGGGUUGGGAACCCCCUGGAGUUCCUGAGGAACCAGCCACAAUUCCAGCAGAUGAGACAGAUCAUCCAGCAGAACCCAGCUCUCCUUCCUGCCCUGCUCCAGCAGCUGGGCAGAGACAACCCCCAGCUGCUGCAGCAAAUUACCCAGCACCAGGAGCGGUUUGUGCAGAUGCUGAACGAGCCACAAGGAGGAGAGAUGGUAGAGGAGGGAGCUGAGGCCCAGGGGGCGCCACAGACUAACUACAUCCAGGUCACCCCACAAGAGAAGGAGGCCAUCGAGAGGUUAAAAGCCUUGGGAUUUCCAGAGGGACUUGUCAUUCAAGCGUAUUUCGCAUGUGAGAAGAACGAGAAUUUAGCUGCCAAUUUUCUGCUCCAACAAACGUUUGAUGACGAGUGAACGUGGCUGCGUUGGCAUGAAGGGGAAGAAAGCAGGGCUAGAGAAUGAGUGAUAGUGCUACAGAAUAUGCUUUUGAAGGAAGGAGUGGAAAAGGUUACCCAAAGUGACUGGUCUUCCAGGAUGCUUUUCAUUGGACAAAGACGUGAUGUGUUGUUACUGUGAGCUAGGCCUUCUCCAUUCUGAGUGUUAGCUCUCCGUGGGCUCUCUCUCUCACUGCUGCUAUUACUGCUGCUUGUGCUGUGUCAAUCUAUAGAGUUACUGUGGCAGCUUGCCCUCAUCAUAUAUUGCUUUUCAACUCCUCACAAAUAUAACCCCAAACAUACAUUAGCUGGUUGAUACAUAUUUGUUAUGUGAGCCUCAUCUCCUGCGAAAAUAUACUUGAGUUUCCUGUGAUAAAGUGACAAAACCAGCAAAAUGGCCAUGGAACUCAAAUGUGUUGUUUGUUUUUAGGCCGAGGCUGCGGAUCCGACAUUUCUCUGCCCUUCUUUCUGACAACCUAAGGUCCCGAAGCUUCUGCGCAUGUGUGGGAUUCUCUACUCUACGCACAGUCUCUGCUCAACUAAUAGAGAACCCCUUUCACAUUUCUCACUGUCAAUCGUGAAUGAUAAUUCUUUAAAUUUUACAGGUGAAACGUCCAUGCAGCAUCUGCAUACCAACAAUGUGAUCUCAAUCAGUUUCAUGGGGAUAUGCAUUUAGAUCUUUUUAAACAGUGUUGUUUAGAAGUAGCCUACAGUGUUGUUUUGAAUUAUGUACAUUGAGUGAAUUUUAGAGCAGAUGGUGCUUAGUUUCAAUCAAAGCAAAUAUUAUGCCUAGUGGCGCACACUUGUGUUUUGGCCACAUGACAGAAAAAUCUGACCACUACACAAUCAUCCUAAAAUCUCAUAAGAAAUAAGGUGGUGUUUUUUGUCUUACAGUAAUGUUAUACUAUGCUAUUAUAUGUGGUUCUGUUAUGUAGAAUACUGUCAUUAUGUGAUCUUGCAGACAUUGAUUCAGCUUUGAUCUAACUUUAUUAAACAAGCACCAUUCACCAGAGUAACGAGUAGCCUGUUCUCUAUUAGUAGAGCAGAGACUGUGCAUAAAGUAGAGAAUCCCGCACAUGCGCAGAAGCUUCGGGACCUUUAGCUGUCAGGAAGAGGGGUCCAGAAAAGUCGGAUCCGCAGCCACUCUGUUGUUUUUAUCAUUUGUCUCCAUGAAGCUGCUUAUUUCUCUCAGAAUUUAACUGAUCAUUACUGUCCAACCUUUCCAAUAUAUGUUUCAUCUUCAGACAAAGGGAACUGGGAUAUUUUGCCAAUGAAAUGUCAUAUUAAUGUUGAAGAGUUGCUUUGUCACUUUAUUUCACCGUUACAAAGUGAACAUUUCUUUGUAAAAGAGAAGUAUGUUCUGUGAUUGAUGUGUUAUCAUAUUUAAAUGUUAUAACACUGUAAAAUGAGACAUGGUAGGUAAUACUGGAUUUGGUUCCACUGUAAGGUACUAAAUGACUGCACAAAAGGAAGUUUGAGCCACAUAUAUAUAUAUUUUUUUAUAUCCUAGCUCAACAGUUGAAGGCUAGUUGAAGCUGAAAGUCAAUUGAGCCAUGUCCCUAAUAUUAUUUUAUAAUCACUUUAAGCACAUACGUACACAAGAUUCUGUUCUCUCUGGACACUUUUGUGUGUGUUUUGAUUGCCCCUUUUUGUGUGUUUUGAUUGCCCCUUUUUGUGUGUUUUGAUUGCCCCUGAUCCUUAAUGUAUUAUAUCAAAAGAAAUCAUGCUGUAAGUUUGUUAUCCAUGUAAUUACUCUUCCAUGCCUUGUGGUUUGUCUCAUUUUGUUGAAGAGUAAUUGUUUGUUUGUGCAAAACCGUGUACAGCUUUCAAAGGUCUAUCGUUAGUCAAUAUGUGCAUAGAUGAGUGCCAUAGGAUUUAUGUUGCCUAUCAUAAGCAAACACCCAUCUCAUAAAAUAUGCUAGAGUGAAGGUAGAAGUGCUAGAAGCCGGGGGGAAAACGAGUAAACAACCCACAAAACUGGCCUUGGCUUUUUAUUUUUCUCUUGUGUGUAGAUGGGAAAGAUUGACCCAGCAGAGUUUCUGUAUAAUACUGUACAUGGAGUUGAUUUCUGCUUUGGCAAAAUGAAGCACUUUAUUGUGAAGACUGUUGCUCUGAGAGAUGUAGGGUUGGUUAAUUGCAUGAGUUUAUAACAGAGGCUCUAGCUGAGCUAUGGCAUGCUGUGGAACCACAGGAGUAAUGAUUUCAGCAUCUUACUUUUUUGUUUUGUUUUCUUUAAAACUACAAUAAAGGGUAGUUUAAAGGGUUUUAGCCUUAAAUGCACCACUUGAAGGUUUAUUUAAGGUUAUUAGCGUUAUGUCAAAUAAAUAGCUUUUACAAAGCUUUAAAAUUGUUUCAUUGAUUACACAAGGCAUUGUAUCUGGAAACAUACGCAGUUGUAAAUGAGAACUUGUUCUCAACUGGCUUACCUGGUUAAAUAAAGGUGAAAAAAAAAACAUUA